AUGAUAGCUCUUAGCCCGAACCGUUUUCUCUUUGAUUCAACUCUCUGGGACUCAAAUUCCGUCACUCUGCAUUCUCGUUUCGCCAGAUUUUCAGUGCUAAUGAUGCGCAACGGAUCAGCAGGACAAGAUGUAGGCUUCGCGGGGGAGGCUGGACUUUUAAUGAAUGGAUGCUACCUUGAGCCUGCGAGCUCUCGUCGCACGGGGGACCGAAUCGUGAAUGAGUAUGAGCAGCCUGUUGCCUUCAACGGGUGGUUCUUGAGGAACGGAUAUGACUCACCAGUCACCGACAUGUCUUUGGUGAUUCUCGAAAUAUCGGAAGAUGGCGAGAAGUGGAAGAAUUUAGCAGUGAGCAAACCAUAUUGCUCUUUGAUCAGAGACUCCUUGGAGUUGAAUUACGAAGGGAUAGAGAUGCCGACUACGCGAGGUGGCGAGGUUGUCUUUGAUUUUACAUCAUCAUGGUGUAUGACACCAACCAUCUUGGUUUCUGUUGCGCGGCUGAUUGAAGUGUUUUCUCUAAUGCUGGGCUUCCUUUUUGUAUGGCAUGGCAGUGAUGAUUUAAUGCUGAUUUUGUGCACUGGAUUCACCAUUGCAUCCCUGUUGUUGAUCGGAUCGGCCAUCCUCUUUCGAAUCGGCGGCGAGUGCUAUGGCGUGCCCUUGACAGAAGGCUUGACGACCCUCCUUCUUUUCCCGACUCCACUGAUUUUUUCAGAUAUUUUUGGUUUUGAGUUUGGACUUAUCUGGGCAGCGGUUAACCUGAUCGACAAAGUGUCGAACGGCAAUUCUCAGAUUCUUUCUGAAUGUUUUGUCGCUGCCGUGAUGAUCUCGGUGAUUAUGACCCAAAUCUACGUUUCGCGAAAAGCUCGUUUCGACGUGAGACAGGAUGAGCAACAGUUUGAUAAAGCAUGGGACAGAAUUUCGCGUAAUGAACAUGCUCAUAUAUACUUGCAGAGCAUUCAAAAAACCUUGUUGACAGUGCAACGAGAGUCCUAUGAAAUCUCACAGCGAUUUCAAGCUGCAAUGCAAAGUAUAACUUCUACAAAACAGAUUGAUCUCGGAAAAGGGGCAGUCGUUGUCGAGCGAAAUUCGCCAGCUUCGCUCAAGAUGAAGAACAAACUGUUUCGUUCUACCUUCAUCGACAGAGCCAAAGCUGAAUAUCAGGCAUAUUGCAUCUCGAAUUUGGAUCAGCUCUACGCGCAAGCCAUUCUUGUCUAUCCCCUCUUCCUCCGCAAGGUGCAGCACAUUGCUCACAUCGCCGGCGGCUACUUUGCUGGGCGAGGAGAGGAUGGAGCUGCCUCGUACAUCUCAUGGCGAGAGGCGGCAGGGAAGCCGGAGGAGGAGGCGAAGAUCAAGUGGGCAGGGCUGAAGGGGUCGACAAGGGCGGUGGAGAAGAUCGUGAGGUCGUACGGCGGGGACGUGAGCAAGCUGGUGGAUGUGGUACGCGAGGCGAUCGUGUUCGACAGCCUGCAGGACCUCAGCGUGGCAGUGCAGGCGAUCACGAGGGACAGCGAGAUCCGGGUGAUGCGCAUCAAGAACCGCUUCGACGAGGCGUACGACGCGAGGGGGUCGGCGGGGUAUCGGGACGUGGCGAUCAAUCUGUGCGUGGUAGGGGAGGAGAGCGGGAGGGUGGGGGUGUCGCGCCAUGUCUGCGAGCUUCAAUGCAAGUUGAGAGAGUUAUCCAUCAUCGAAAGUUCUGAUCAGCAUUCACGAUACUUGCACUAUAAGAGUUGUUAUUGUGACUUUCUUCGAUCUCUCACUGCUGCGUUUCAGAGAAAGGUUGACAUGUUUUUGAAGUCUAAGAAGCCGAUUCGCGUCAAGGAUAUUGCUAUUUCAACGCGACGAGUGUCUGAUUAUGCUUCAGACUUAGCAGAUAAAGCACAAAAUUCUUUCGACGACUUUAUCAAGUCAUGCGAUGGCUUCUCACGGCUCUUUCAGUUUUCGAUGCUAAAGAUUUCUUUGCCAUGUAAUAUUCUUGAUCGGGCUCUUGAGAACGGCUCGAACGGUUUUCGCAAUGCAAGCUGGACCAGCGUUUUGUUUUCUGCAACACCUGUAAGGGCUCUGCUAUGGAAGUUUCAAACAAUUUUCUUGUUUUCUCUCAUCGUAUUUGGGCUCCUCGGUCUCUUUGUUCUGCACCGCCAUGACAACGAGAGCAUGAAUCUUUUCUCAGCUCGAGCGGUCCUCUUCAGAACUGUAAAGACUCGCAAUGGGACUGAUGCAGCUUUGCUCACUAAGCCCUCGGUCUCUGACCUUGUUCUGUACAGAUCUGGCUGUCGUGUCAACCAAACUUCAACCAAACUUUGGCUUAAUGGAGCUGACGCUGUUUUGUAUUCGAAAGAAGUGCUGGGGUUCAAUGCCGUUCGCUUCAGGAAUAAUGAAGAGCAGGGCACCGAAUGGGCUGACGCGGUAAUUUUUCAAAUAUACCGCAUGGAGGAGGAUUUCGAUCCCAGGCAGCCAUCAGUAGCCAAGAAGGAUUGGACGUUGAUUGCCACAUCUUCGAGCCAGUUUCUCCAUCUUCAGUGCGGAGAGGAUGCUGUGAAGGGAUCGAAAAACUUUUUGACGAGCCUUCAACGAGGAUCGUUUUCCGAAGUCGAUCUCCGAGCGACUUGGAACUUUAACUUGUUACAAUAUGGUUGUUACAUCCCCAUGAUAUUCGCGUUUCUUAUCACAGCUCUUUCACGAAUUUGCAAUUUGAUACGACUUUCUCAAGCUUUCUUUUGUUGUUCCAUUGCGGGUCCUGGCGUUUCUGUUCUCGUGGUUAUGCUGGGUCAGUGGGUGGAAGGAAGAGAUUUGUUUUAUGCGAAUUUCGACACAAUCAUUCAGGGAAUCUUGUGGAUCAUGCUGGGUUGUCUUGCUUGGUUCAGGCAAAAAUGGUUCCUCUCAUUCAUCCCGGUCUUGUGGGGUACAGUCUUUGCGCUGUCAGGAGUCCACUCUGUUGUGAUAUGCGGACGACUGUCGUUUUACCUUCAACCAGACCCCUUCGCCUUCUUGUGCAUCUACGCCUUGAUCACACUCGCCAGAUACGUGAGCAAAUUCAUUUCAUUCAAGAAGAUUGAAAAAGACCUCAAGGCAUACGAAACAGAAUGGAAAUCUAUAGUACAGACUGAUAUCUCCGAUCAACAAGAAAUGCUGAAACGUGUGCAAGAGAAUGUUAGAGAAACGAUCGUUCGCCAACUUUUCGAUGAAAUUCACCAGACUGAAAGCGACCAGAACUUCGUUUCAUCCAACCCACAAGUAAGCUUGACAAUUCUGCCAACUCCGAACAUCCAGCCAAGCCCAGUGAAAUCCCUGGAUCAGCUCUACGCGCAAGCCAUUCUUGUCUAUCCCCUCUUCCUCCGCAAGGUGCAGCACAUUGCUCACAUCGCCGGCGGCUACUUUGCUGGGCGAGGAGAGGAUGGAGCUGCCUCGUACAUCUCAUGGCGAGAGGCGGCAGGGAAGCCGGAGGAGGAGGCGAAGAUCAAGUGGGCAGGGCUGAAGGGGUCGACAAGGGCGGUGGAGAAGAUCGUGAGGUCGUACGGCGGGGACGUGAGCAAGCUGGUGGAUGUGGUACGCGAGGCGAUCGUGUUCGACAGCCUGCAGGACCUCAGCGUGGCAGUGCAGGCGAUCACGAGGGACAGCGAGAUCCGGGUGAUGCGCAUCAAGAACCGCUUCGACGAGGCGUACGACGCGAGGGGGUCGGCUGGGUAUCGGGACGUGGCGAUCAAUCUGUGCGUGGUAGGGGAGGAGAGCGGGAGGGUGGGGGUGUCGCGCCAUGUCUGCGAGCUGCAGCUUGUCUUGCGCUCUUUCAUGAAACUACGAAAUGCGUCAGGGCACAAACGAUAUGUGAGCUUUCGUGACCUGCGAGGAGAAUAG
Messenger RNA from Guillardia theta CCMP2712, 3846 nucleotides. RefSeq lists its product as hypothetical. The record is from RefSeq and is a predicted model, not a curated record. Lineage: Eukaryota; Cryptophyceae; Pyrenomonadales; Geminigeraceae. Bases 1 to 3846 code for a protein of 1281 amino acids. The transcript has 3 exons.